Molecule: messenger RNA, 873 nt
Organism: Saccostrea echinata
Lineage: Eukaryota; Metazoa; Mollusca; Bivalvia; Ostreida; Ostreidae
Product: BTB and MATH domain-containing protein 38-like
Exons: 2
Coding region: 2-613 (203 amino acids)
Molecular function (GO): protein binding
Source: RefSeq, a predicted model, not a curated record
UAUGGAUUGUGAUGACGAUAUUGGAUUUCCAGCAACAGAUGUAACUUUAGUUGUAGAAGAUAAGAAAAUUCACGUAAACAAAGCUGUUCUUUCCCAGCAUUCACCAGUGUUUAAUGCCAUGUUUUCUGGAAGCUUUAAAGAAAGCAGUACAAUAGUCAUAACGCUGGAUAACAAAAAGGCUAAGGACUUCGUUGCUUUUCUCGGAUGUUUUUAUCCAAACAUGAAUCAUACACUAACAAAAAACAAUGUACUACAAGUACUACCUUUGGCACAUGAGUACCAGUCUCCUCUUGUUGCUGAUUGUGAGGAGUUUAUGAUAAGCAUGUGUAAACCAGAAACAAGUCUUACCGUGACCAUAUUACUAGAUUACAUCCUAGUAGCCGAAAAAUAUGAUCUACAAAAGUUUCUAGACACAGCAGCGAAAUUUUGUGCCGAUGUGGAUUUCGAUCUUCUCAACGGGAAAAAGUUUGAAAAAGACAAUGCAUUAGAGUGGGGUAUGAUACCAGUUGGUUAUACUUCUAAACAAACAGAAACGGUUGACAAAAACAUCGCUUUAAAAUACCUAAGAAUAGAUCCUAAAACUCGUCUUCUUAUAGCCGAAAACAGAUUGUAAACUCUGGAGAUGCGUAAUAGAAAAAUACAGAAGGGAGUCGUCUUGACAGAUGAUACUGAUAUAGCAUUACAAUUACAAUAACAAUUUUUUUGGAGAGAUCUUCCUUCUUCUGGGACCCUAUUAACGGUUAAUUCAACUUAAUUGGCACAAUGUGCCUACUAUUGAAGUAUUUAUUUUUUCUUUUUCUUUCAAUGGAGCACAUUAUUUAAGAGAUACCCCCUGUGUUAACAUGGUGCAUACUUGUAAAGGUAGAAUUUUCA